AUGGUGGUGCCGAGGGACGCGACGCUGCCGUUCGACUACACGCGGGUGUUCCAGCAGGCGGUACGAGAGGGGCAGUCGGUUAUCAUCGAGGAGGAGCAGGUGGAAUCGCCGCACGCCAAAGACGCACUCCCGGGAAAGGAAAAGGAGAAACUACAACAAGUCAAGGUGAGACCCAGGCCUGAAAAGGGGAAAUCACCCUGGAGCUGGCUCAAGAACAAGAUUUUUUGUAGAGAAGGAAGGCAAAUAUGUUCGGAACAUGUCCAGCACCAGACACAACCCAUCUCCGAAGUAAGGAAUCGUUAUAUGGUUUCUUCUAAUGGGAUGAACAGUCUUGAUGGCUAUUCAGAAUUUAGACCGGUGAUUGGAGAUGGGGAGUGUUUCUACAGGAGCUUCAUAUUUUCCUACCUAGAGCAAGUUAUUGAUAGGCCGGACACAGAUGAGGAACGCCGUCUCCUUGAUGUUGUUGAAACAGCAUCUGCACGACAUGCAGAUCUUCGAUGGAACUCUAAGUUUCCCAGGAGCAGCAGAGCAUUUAAGAAGCUGCUUGAGAAAGUAAAGAGAUGGAAGAACACGGAAUCAACUAGCAGUUGCCGUAAAGAGGAACUUCUCAAGUUCUUCAGCACAUAUGAUAAGACGCAAGACAUUUUUGCUUUCCUCAGAUUACUAGUAGCUAUCCAGAUAUGCUCGCACAGUGCAGAGUAUGUACCGCAUAUACCAGAUGUCGCCAGUGGAGUUUACAGUCUGAAAGUUUGGUGCUUUCUGUACGUCACUCCAGCUCGUGUGGAAUCGGAAGGUCUUAUGAUGAGGGCCUUGGCCAGCGCGCUUGACGUAACCCUCAUAGUGGAAACAUUCCAAGGAGGAUAUGCUCGAGAUAUCUACACUAGUCCUGGAGUUCCCCGUCCGGCUGUGACCCUGCUGUACAAUGGUAAUCACUACGACAUCAUCUACCCACGCGCUCCUCCUUCCGAGAGUUCAAGUCAUCAGGCUUCCUAG
This is a messenger RNA of Triticum turgidum subsp. durum (durum wheat), 993 nucleotides long. The record is from the annotation of a GenBank genome assembly. NCBI's taxonomy places the organism in Eukaryota, Viridiplantae, Streptophyta, Magnoliopsida, Poales, Poaceae.